Molecule: messenger RNA, 3304 nt
Organism: Musa acuminata AAA Group (dessert banana)
Lineage: Eukaryota; Viridiplantae; Streptophyta; Magnoliopsida; Zingiberales; Musaceae
Product: exocyst complex component EXO70C1-like
Exons: 1
Coding region: 301-2436 (711 amino acids)
Biological process (GO): exocytosis
Cellular component (GO): exocyst
Molecular function (GO): phosphatidylinositol-4,5-bisphosphate binding
Source: RefSeq, a predicted model, not a curated record
UAUUAUUAUUAUUUUUGUGCCUAUAAUGAGUCGAGACAAUACGUGGUUCCAACUGCCUACGAGUCAACCAUCUGUACCUCCGUCCAUCUACAUCUAUCUAUGUAAGGCGACGACCGGUUCAAAUCUCCCUGGGUUUCCGCCACCCCUACUCCUAUCUCGGGGACUCUCUCUCAACCUCGUCUCUAUUGACGCCCAAUCUUUCCUCUUCCUUUCCCCCUUCUCCUCUCCUCGUCUUCUGCAUCCAUUUGUCUUCCAUCGAAUAGUAUGCUUGGAUAUUAACCGCACCAGCUGCGAUUAUUCAUGGAGAGAAGCCAAACCGUUACUCAGAAAUUUAGCAGCUUCUCCUCCUCCUCCUCCUCCACCUCCGGCCGCGACGACAAACCCCGGGAGAUCGACCGCAGCCGCUCCUUAGGCCCCGUCAAGCUGGAAAAGAGCUACGGGAAGAAGGAGAGGGACACCGAGACGGUGACAAUCGAGGAGGAUGAAGAAGAAGGACAGGAAGAGGAGGAGGUGGAGGUUGUUGUGGUCGUCAACAAGGAGGAGGAAGCAAGCAGCGCUCCCGAAGAGCCACCGGAAGCCAGCUUUGGCUCCAUUUCGGAGGAAGUCGAUGGUUUCCUCUCCUUUCUUCUCAGCAUUGACGAUGGGCGGGAUCAGUGGCCUGAGCCGCCGGCGAUGCCCGAACCUACCAUCAAGAAGUUUCUUGAUUUCGUGGAGGAGGAGCUGGUCAAGUAUGAAUCCGGCAAGGAUGGAGCGUCUCCUCCUGCCAACGACGAGCUCGUCCUUUUCGACGCCAUUGAUCGGGUGGCCAAGCUGACUUCCGCGUUAUCGAUCUUCUCGUCGGAUACCAAGUAUAACAAGGCGAUGACUCGCGCCAGCAGCAUCCUCCGCUACGCGAUGUGUUUCCUCGAGGACGAGUUCCAUUCCCUUCUCGAGGACUCUAAACCGAAGAAGGAUACCGGCACUGCCAGGCCGAAGACUAAGCGGCGGCCGUCGAUCGGACACCUUCACGAUGCCAUCGAUCGCUGCGUUCCGCCGCCGUCGGAACCCGAUCUUGCCGAAUUUCCUUCGACUUAUACGCCGGAGAUCAUCGAGAGGCUGAGUGGGAUCGCCGGCGCCGUGGUCUCCGCCGGGUACGCGACGGAGUGCUGCCAGGUGUUCACCAUCUCCCGCCGCAAUGCGUUCGACGUCGCCCUGUCGAACCUCGGGUACGAGAAGCUCGGCGUCGACGACGUGCAGAAGAUGCCGUGGGAUUCGCUGGAGGCCAAGAUCGCGACGUGGAACAAGGUCUUCCGGCAGACCGUGGAGGUCGCCUUUCCCCGGGAGCACGACCUCUGCGAGGCCGUCUUCGCCGGCCACAGCGCCAUCGCCUACAGCAUCUUCCACAACUUCGCCCGUGGCGUCACCGUCCUGCUCCUGGGUUUCGCGGAGGCCGUCGCCACGACAAAGCGCUCCGCGGAGAAGCUCUUCAAGGUGCUCGACAUGUACGAGACGUUGCGCGACAUGGUGCCGAGGAUCGAUGCCCUCUUGCGCACCACCGAAUCGGAACCGGAUGACUCCUCUGCCGCUCACGAUCUCACGACAGAGGUGGCGCUGGUUCGCUCGCGCCUCGGGGAGGCCGUCGUCGCGAUCUUCUGCGAUCUGGAGACCUCCAUCAAGACCGACAUGGGGAAGAACGCCGUGCCGGGUGGCGCCGUCCAUCCGCUCACCCGCUACGUGAUGAACUACCUCAAGUACGCGUGCGAGUACAAGAACACGAUGGAGCAGGUGUUCAGAGACCACAAGAACUCGGAGAACCCAUCGUCGCAAGUGGAGGACGCCGCAAAAGGCGGCAGCGACGACAACCAUAACCCGUUCGCGAUUCAGCUAAUGGAGGCGAUGGAAUUGCUGCACACCAAUUUGGAGUCCAAGUCCAAGCUCUACAGGGAUCCCGCACUCUGCAGCAUCUUCUUGAUGAACAACGGGAGGUACGUCAUGCAAAAGAUCAAGGGGUCGACGGAGAUCCAUCAGCUGCUAGGGGACACCUGGAGCCGGAAGCGGUCAUCGGAUCUGCGGCAGUACCACAAGAACUACCAGCGGGAGACGUGGUCCAAGGUGCUGGCGUGCUUCAAGGACGACGGGCUCCAGGCGAGGGGGCACGUCGCCAAGCCGGUGCUCAAGGAGCGGCUCAAGAGCUUCAACUCCAUGUUCGAGGAGAUCCACAAGGCGCAGAGCUCGUGGGUGGUGAGCGACGAGCAGCUGCAGUCGGAGCUGAGGGUGUCGGUGUCGGCGGUGAUCGUGCCGGCUUACCGGUCAUUCCUAGGGAGGUUCUCGCAGUACCUGGAUCCCGGGAAGAAAUCAGGGAAGUACAUCAAGUUCGGGCCGGAGGAGCUCGAGAACUACAUCGAUGAGCUCUUCUCCGGCAACCCGUCAUCCAUGGUUAGUCGGAAGAGGACAUGAGUGCCGAGAGCUUCUUCUGGAUUCCCUCACAGUCUUCUGUGUCCUCCUCCUAUUCAUGUAUGUCACCAAAAAUUUUUAUCAUCAUAUCAAAUAGGGAUUUAUGGAUUCAUAUUUCAAGAAAUUAUUGAACUGACUUCUUUGGGACCUCAAAAUAUAUCUAUCUAUCAGAUUUCUUUGACUUAAAUAUAAAUAUCUAAAAUUUAUGUCAAAUUAUUUUAUAUUUUUUUAAUAUUGUAUUUCAUAUUUAUAUUUAACAAAUUUAAAUUUACAUAAUUAAAAUUUAUUUUAAUAAAUUUAAUUUUUUUUGAGCCAAAAUAAAUCAAGAAAAAGAUAAAUAAAUAAAAAUAUCAUUCACCUUUAAGAGAUUAAAAUCGAAAACGAAGAACUCUAUAAGAAAAGAAAAUUAAAACCUGCAACUUUUCUUAGGAAUUUUUCCUUUUUCUCAAUAUUUAUUUACAGGACUAUUUUUAGUUCUUGUCCGAACUCCACUACAGAUGAGAGCCUAUAUUUGAGAUCGACUUCGGCAUGGCUUGCUAAGAUUAAGAACGAUUGCAUCUGUCGAUCGUAUGAGUUCUGUCAGAAAUCUAUGCGGCUAAAAAAAGAUUUGCACCUGAUGGAGUCAGAAAUCACGAAUCCACACAUGAUUAUUAGAACACCGGCUGAAAAAGACAGCGAAGCGAAGGAGGAAGAAGAUCAAGAACAGUGCUCAAAGCCAUGAAGCAAGCAAACUAUUGGGGACAGACACACAUGGUCGUACGACAACCAGGAGAUGAGUCCUUUAUUCUACCAAGCAAUCUUUCUCGGAAGAGGCGGGUGGAUCGUCGUCUGUCUACUCGCAGGCGUGCUUCUUCGCUUCCUUCUUCUCAUG